CCUGGAAAAUUUCGACUAUGAAUAAUCUAAACAACACUGAUGAGAUUGUGGAGUGCCCACUGUGCAUGGAGCCAUUGGAGGUUGAUGAUCUCAACUUCUUUCCCUGCACUUGUGGCUAUCAAAUAUGCAGAUUCUGCUGGCACAGAAUACGUACCGAUGAAAAUCAGCUGUGUCCCGCAUGCCGCAAGGAAUACCCCGAGAAUCCAGCUGAUUUCAAGCCCCUCAGCCAGGAGGAAAUGGUUGCCUUUAAAUUCCAAAAACGCCAACGCGACCAGAAGCGCAAGCAGGAGAUCACCGAAAAUCGCAAACAUCUGGCCAAUGUGCGUGUCGUGCAAAAGAACUUGGUAUUUGUGGUGGGCUUGCCACCCAGGCUGGCGGAUGCUGAGAUCCUCAAGAAGCACGAGUAUUUCGGCAAAUAUGGUAAGAUUCAUAAAGUAGUUAUUAAUCCUAGCACAACGUAUGCGGGCGUGCAGGGUCCCUCGGCGUCAGCCUAUGUGACUUAUGUGAACAAUCCGGAUGCUCUGAGGGCCAUACAGAGCGUCAAUAACAUAAUGAUCGAUGGCCGUCUGAUAAAGACUAGUUUGGGCACCACCAAGUACUGUAGCCAUUUCAUGAAGAAUCAACAAUGCCCCAAGAGCGAUUGUAUGUAUCUACAUGAAUUGGGCGAUCCGGAAGCUAGCUUUACCAAGGAGGAAAUGCACCAGGGUAAACACCAGGACUAUGAGAAACGUCUGCAUGAAGCGUUAAUAGCUACAACGGGCAGUAAUUCGACAUCAAGUGGGGGUUUGGUAUCGACAACAACAACAUCUUCAUCUGCAUCGUCCGCUGGCAUACUGAGUGGCAAUAGUAAAUCAACGGAUUCUGGUUACAAAUCGAGUGGCAUUGUGACCAGUAAAUCGGCCAAUGCCAUUAACAAUGGCCACGACAGUUCGGGAGGUGGUACAACCGCCGCAGUGGUCAAUGGCGGAGGCCAACAUUCAACAGCGGAGGCGUGGCCCAGUUUAUCAGUAUCACCGGUUAGUAAAAAGGAGAAUGUUAAUCCGGCGAAUGGGGGUCCCAAAAGUAAAAAAGAACGACAAAAACAAGAAAAGGCAAAACCGGAAAAGAAUGGCAAAACGAAAAACAAAAAUUCCAAUUCAAACACCACCUCCAACAAUAACACCAACAACAACCACAACAGUAAUAACAGCAAUAAUACAAAUCCUGCAAGCAAAGAUUCCGUGGAGGCAACACACAGCAACAACAACAAAUCAGCAGCAGCAACGGCCGGGGCGGAUAGUGACAAGACAAGAACAACAGACAAAGAACGGGAUCGAAAACAACAACAACAAAGCCACAGUGCAUCCAAUAAUUCCCAAAAUCAAAGAAAGGAAGAACAGCAGCAAACAAGAAGCGAAACAGUUGAGACCAGCAAAACCAACUCCAAAACAAAGACCAACAGCCAGCAGGACAGUAACUGCAAAAGUCAGGCUGCAACCAGCGAACGAGACAAAUCUAAAAAUGAAUGCAAACAGGAAGUUGCAGCAACAACAACAGCAGCAGCACCCACAUCAACAACAACCUCAACAACAGAAAACACGAUGUACGUCUCUAAUAGCAGUAACAGCAGCCUUAGUAGUAGUAGCAGCAGCAGCAGUAGUAGUAGCACUAGCAAUAGCAGCAAUAGCAGUACCGCCAGCAACGGAAACCUAAGUUCGGAAACAGCCACACCUCAACAAAUACAGAAAUCCAAUUCCAUUGAGGAGUCUUGCAAUACCAACAGCAGCAGCAGCACAACAACAUCAGCGACAUCAACUGCAACGUCACCAUCCGCAACCACACAGAUCACAGCAACAACAACAGACUCCUCAGCAGAAAAAUCUGCUACAUGUCCAUUCACAGAAAGCAUUGAGCGCACAGCUGCCAAUAUGCCCGAUAACUUUUCCGUUUUUGGCAAUAAAAACAAAUCGCCCAUGUAUAAUGGUAUAAAUUCCUUAAUAGACAAUGCUGAAGGUGAUAAACCCAAGAAUUCCAUAGAUAAUACACAGCCUGUGACACCUCCCACAACAACUGUUGCCGCCGAUAUGCCCAAGCUGAGCCUAUUCGAUGACAGCAGCUUCUUUAGUUUGAAUUCUGGCAAAAUGCCCCAGCUGCCUCCGCUACAACAACAACAGCUGCAACAACAACACACCGCUUCAUUAUUAAACAACACCGCCAAGCUACUGGAAGAUCCCCUGUUGACGGGUCGCACCAUGCCCAAUUUACCCGACCUCAUCAAUGGUAUUGAUGGCUAUCAGAGUAAUUUGAAUUGCAGCAAUGAUUGGGAGGAUGCCUUCAAGAGUGUCAUACUUAAGACAAACAAACAAAUGGAAGAGAAAAUGCAACAACACCAACAGUUCCAACAGCACCUCAACAGUCAUCUGCACCUCAAGACACAGGAAGAUUUACGUAAAUUACAGGAAUUACAGAAGCGCAACAUUCUCCUGAAUUCGAUGCGUGCGUCACAGUUGGGUGGACCACUGGGUCCCUUGGGAGCAGAUCUGGGACGUCAUUCGCACUUUAUGGCCCAACAAAAUCCCUUGUUGCAACACCAACCAAAUCUGUCCACGGAAAAUCUUUUGCAAAAUUCAGCGCAGCUGCAAUUCGAAACAAAUAUGUCGAAAUUCUUCGAUUUUCACAAGCAUCAACAGCAACAGAAACUGCAACAUUAUGGCGGAGGUAUUGGUGGCCCUGCAGCUGGAGGUUUGGGAUCGCUUAGUGACAAUUUCCACAUGAUGUCCUUAUUGGAAAAUAAACCAUUAAAUUCACAGCUUUUGGAUCCAAAUUCUUUACUGAACUCACAUCUGCAACAACAGCAACAGAAACAAAAACAACAACAACAACUCUAUGGUAAAAUGGAUCCCAUGAUGCACCACCAACAACAGCUGCAGCAGCAACAACAGCAACAGGCCCUUAAUAAAAAUCUCUCCAACAUGCACGGGAAUCAGAAUCAUCUGAAAUCACAAUAUCUACAGAAUUCCAAUGCCGAUGAUGACUUGGGCUUUGAUCCGUUCAUUGAAACACAGAAGGCUUUGGCCGAACUAAUUGAGAACGAGGAGGAACAGCAGCAACUGCAACAGCACAAUCAUGUGCCCACGUCCCACUCCAAUCCAAUUGGUCCACCCAAACAGCCACAGACACAGCCAACGCCUCCACAUCAAGAUCCCAUGUUGGAAUAUAUGCAAAGAUUACGCAUGCCUCCGCCUGGCUUUGGCCACCACAAUAGCAAUAUGCCCGGCUAUGGGGGCAUGGAUCCACGCAUGCACAGCAAUCAGAAUAGUAAAAUGUUGCCUUUUAUGAAUUUGCCUGGAACAAAUAAUGUCGGGGCUGGUAAUCCUCCACAUAUGGCACCACAGCAACAACAACCAGCACAUCCCUUACAGAUGCCCAAUCCCAAUGUAUGGAGCUCACACUUGGGCAAUAUGCAACAACAACAGCAACCGGGUAUGGGGGGCUUACGUCACGAUAACCUUGGCCAACCACAAAAUAUGGCAAAUCAAAAGCCCGGCUAUAGCAGUGGUGGCGGUGGCAGCGAUUGGACCGCCAUGGAUCCAGCCAUACUAUCUUUUAGACAAUUCUCUUUUCCCCAACAGCAACAACAGAAUCAAAUGGGUCCCCCACAAAUGCCACCACCACCACCACAACAGCAGCAACAACAGCCACCACCACAGGAUAUGUUCUUGCAACAUCUUAGCCAACAAGCAGCUGCAGGAUUUGGCUUAGGUGGCGGACCACCAGGUGGCAACGGACAAAUGCCAAAUGGUCAGCAUCAUAAUUCACAGGGUCAUCUGAAUGUCGACGCCAAUGUCCAAGGUAUGCUGGAAUUUCUAAAAACUCAUCAAUUUGUUUAAUUUAGAAAUCAACCCACACACACA
Musca vetustissima is the source of this 3893-nucleotide messenger RNA. RefSeq names its product putative mediator of RNA polymerase II transcription subunit 26 (gene Cnot4). The record is from RefSeq and is a predicted model, not a curated record. The transcript has a single exon. Gene Ontology annotation, biological process: protein ubiquitination. Gene Ontology annotation, molecular function: ubiquitin-protein transferase activity; RNA binding; metal ion binding. NCBI's taxonomy places the organism in Eukaryota, Metazoa, Arthropoda, Insecta, Diptera, Muscidae. Bases 18 to 3869 code for a protein of 1283 amino acids. Gene Ontology annotation, cellular component: CCR4-NOT complex.